AUGGCGGCCGCUAGGAUCGCGGGCGCCGCUACGCUUCUGUCCGUCAUCCUGCCGGCUUUAUGUGCCGCCUUCAGCAGAAAAUUGUCCGUGGAGUUGAACCCGGGCUCGUCGAGCCGCCCGCCGGGGGGUGACCUGUUGCACAUCAGGGCGCUGGGCGACAACGACACGCUGCACUUCCUCUUCUGCAGCCGGGGGGCGCCCACGCUCCUCUUGGUCCACACCAACCUCACGUCCUCUUACGUCAAGGUGAACUGGACGCUCUUCUUGAGCGCCAACAGCAGCGGCGGCUUGCGGGUGGAGCCGGAGAGCGGCGUGACGGGCAGCGUGGCGUUGGUCUUCACCAGGCUGUUGGAAUACCGAGACCUCAACCAAACCGGGGAAGCGGCCUUCGACGCCUUCCCGCCCUACCGGCUGGACGAGGUCGCGUGGUCCCCGAUGACGCCGUCGGGGGCCGCGGCUCGACUGUGCGGCGCCUUGGCCGGCGGUUCCGUUUGUCUGGACCUGUCGGCGUUCGAGUCGGAGGGGCGCGCCGCGCUCUGGCCCCGCCUCCUCCAUACGGCCAAUUCCUCACAGCUGGCGCUGCGGCUGGACGGUCUGGCGGCCAGGUCGGCCGGCUCGCGCUUCCUGUUGGAGCUCCGGACGCUGAGCGGAGCCGCUCCCCUGGACGCCGUUCACAUUCGCCGCUCCAUAGACGACGAGUUCACGCCGUCCAUCUUUAAGGCGUCGGAGUGGACGUCGGGCUCCGACGAGAGCCCGGCCGAGGGGCGCGGCUUCGUCUUUUGGAAGCGGGUGGCUUAUCGGCGAGCGGCGCCCACGCCGGAGGACGCCGUGCCGUGCCGCCACUCGGAACCGCGGCCCGGGAGCGGACGGGGCUCGGCGGAGGUCAGCGGCCUGGCGCGGGCUUUCUUCGGCGCCGACCGCGGCGACUCCGGGCUCAACUUGAGCUUCGGCCUGGCGGGCGAGCCCUUCUACAACGCUACGGCCUUCCUCAGCUGGACCGUCGCGGUGGGCGUGGGCCGACCCCCCGCCGACGCCUUCUCCCCGCUGGUGGCGGCCGUCAUGGCGGCGGGUUUGGGCGCGCCACUGCUCAUCCUGCUGACGGGCGGCGUCUACGUGGCCGCGCGCAAGAGGUCGGCGUCUCCGCCCGGCUACCGGCCCGUCAACUGA
Molecule: messenger RNA, 1167 nt
Organism: Nerophis lumbriciformis (worm pipefish)
Lineage: Eukaryota; Metazoa; Chordata; Actinopteri; Syngnathiformes; Syngnathidae
Source: RefSeq, a predicted model, not a curated record